UAUAUAUAUGUCCUAACUUCUUUUGCAAACCAUGUACUUUUUAGCAUCAGCAGACUACGCGAGUCUGGACUGCUGCAGAAGAUGUUGCUCGACUGGUACCCUAAUUCUUACUACUCGUGCCCAGACCAGCCUGUGGUUGCCUUGGGCCUCAAACAGGUCUUCACGGCAUUCGUAAUGCUCGGGUGCGGCGCUCUGGCAAGUGGCGUCUUCCUGUGCCUGGAAAGAACCGUUUUUCAGUUUCGAUAUUACCAGCAAAGGAAAAGCCAUCAGGAACAGAGCAGAGGGACACUUGCCCCGACGAAAUACAUGGAGAAUGAAAGCCAACCCAGCCUCUGCGGAAGUAUCAAGACAAUAUCCCAGGUUAUUUGUAUAAAAGAUAAAAAACACGGAAUUACGACAGGAUAAAAAUUGAGUUCAGUGGUGUGAAUAUGUUAUAAUAUAUUUUGUGAUUUUGUGAAAAGCACUUCCUGGAUUUAGUUGUGUUUUAUGUUUUAGAUUUAGGUGAAAUGGUAAUGUUUCUUUAGGAAAGACUACGCCUAUAAGUAAUGCUGAAAGCUUUGGUAUCGAAACAUAUAAGAUAUGCUUUAAAAACUACAUACACUGUACGGUAAGCUCAGGCUCCCAGUAUUUUUUUCUGAGGUAUGAAUAUAUAAUUAAGAGAGAGAGAGAGAUUGCAUCAGAUUAUC
Penaeus vannamei (Pacific white shrimp) is the source of this 686-nucleotide messenger RNA. NCBI's taxonomy places the organism in Eukaryota, Metazoa, Arthropoda, Malacostraca, Decapoda, Penaeidae. The record is from RefSeq and is a predicted model, not a curated record.